UACAACCACACCCCAUCAAUGAGAUCCAACGAAGGCUUGGAAGACAAGCACUCCAAGUCAGUUCUACUCAACUUACAAUUUAACAUAUGAAUUUAUCUCUAAACCAACAAGCUUGAUCUUCUAUCUCAAGAACACUUAUUGAUUUCUGCAACAAUUUGACUUUGUUGAGUGAAUGGAAUGAGAGGGCCUUAGCAGUAGCAAACAUUUUGUUUUUGAGAACAGUGCAAAUGUGCCAUGUUUUAUGUACUUGCCUGCCACUCAAAUUGGAUUCAUUUCAUGCCCUGCCAAUCUAACGUCAAAUUCGCUCUUGUUGGGUUUUUCUUAAAUCUUACUCAUGCUUCCCAAUUUUUAAGGCUUCGGGUUUCUAUCAAAUGGGACGGAGGUUUACUUCGUUUUCUGAAUUGGGUUGCUUUGAAUUCCUUCGAUGAAAUAUUAUUCAAUGUUUUAUUUGUGAAGGCCAGUCUAUUCUGUAACCACUGGGGAGCUGGGGAUUGCUGUUGCUUGCAGUAUACAUUACAUUACAGGCUAGAAGAUUGUGUUGCUGUUAGGCCUGUCCAACUUGGUGGCCCACAGAGAGCUCCAUUCUAUCUCCCAUGAGGCUUCUCCUCAAGUCUAAGGCUGUCCAAGUGAGGUAAAAGAGAGGAAAGGGUCUUCUCAUCAUUGCUCUAAAAUCCAAGGUGUUCUUCUUCACCACGAAUCCAAAAACCCAUGAUUUUGUGCUUCUACAGGGAUUCCUGGCAACUGGAGAAGAUUGCAACAAUUGGAUUUUUACCAGGCUUUCAGAAUUUUUCCUCAAAAAGAGUAGUUAAUGUAUGCUGUGCUUGGAAAUUCUUUGCUUCCAGGCUGCCCAGCUAGUCCAUGUAUCUGACUGGAGCCCUGCUUGCAUAGAUGAAAUUUGCAACGUGAUCUAACACCACCCCUUUUACUAUCAAACCCAAACCGAUUAAUACAUUAGCGGCGGUAUUUAAUUGUAGAUUUAAGCGGAAUUUGAAAAUGGCAACUGAAGGGUUCUUGAAUGCUGAGUUAUCUAAGAAGACAUUCAUACUUGGGCUGAAAUUAUGGGUCUUAAUUGGCAUAGCUGUUGGAGCAUUCAUUGUGUUAAUUCUCUUUAUGCUGUCUAUAUGGCUCACUUCCCGGAGAAAAUCAAGGAGAAUGCUGGAAAAGAUACCUGUGACCCAGAUCCCAUCAGUUUCAAAGGAGAUCAAGGAAGUCAAGGUUGAUAGGAAAUGGGUUAACAAUUUUCCCAUUGCAGAUGGUCUCCUCCUUACUAUUCAGGGAAAGUCUCGUGACAGAGAUUCAGAUAGGGCUUUGAUGCGUAAUACAGAGAAAAUUAGUCCAGGGGGUUGUAUGGGUGAACAAAAGGGUAGAAACCCACAAUCAGGAGAUGAGGGGAGCUCAGGGACACAUUCUAUUUAUAGAGACUCUUCAUCUUAUGCAAUGAGUACAUCCUCACUAAUGAGUGGCAUGCCUGAAGUUUCACAUCUUGGAUGGGGUAAUUGGUUCACCCUAAGGGACCUUGAGAUUGCUACAGAUUAUUUUGCAAAGGAAAAUAUAUUGGGUGAAGGUGGAUAUGGAAUUGUUUACAAGGGUCAACUUGCAAAUGCAACCACAGUCGCAGUUAAGAACCUUUUUAACAAUUUAGGCCAAGCCGAGAAAGAAUUCAGGGUGGAAGUAGAGGCCAUUGGUCGUGUACGACAUAAAAAUCUUGUCAGACUGCUUGGAUAUUGUGUAGAAGGAACUCACAGGAUUUUGGUAUAUGAGUAUGUUGACAAUGGCAAUUUGGAGCAAUGGCUUCAUGGAACUAUGAGGCAACAAGGCAUUCUGACAUGGGAGGCGCGCAUGAAGAUUAUCUUUGGAACUGCAAAAGCGUUGGCAUAUUUGCAUGAGGCACUGGAGCCAAAGGUUGUUCACAGGGACAUUAAAGCGAGCAACAUUUUAAUAGAUCAUGACUUCAAUGCCAAGGUGUCUGAUUUUGGAUUAGCAAAGCUUCUUGGGUCAGGAAAGAGCCAUGUUACCACAAGAGUAAUGGGCACAUUUGGCUAUGUUGCUCCAGAAUAUGCAAAUACGGGGUUGUUAAAUGAAAGAAGUGAUGUAUACAGCUUCGGUGUCCUUCUCCUCGAGGCUAUUACUGGAAGAGAUCCAGUUGACUAUGGUAGACCUGCAGGAGAAGUUAACCUUGUCGAUUGGUUAAAGAUGAUGGUAGGAAGUAAACGUGCGGAAGAAGUUUUAGAUCCAAGUUUAGAAGUAAGACCAUCCACAAGAGCUCUCAAGAAGGCACUUUUGGUUGCAUUAAGGUGUGUUGAUCCAGAGUCCCACAGGAGACCUAAGAUGGGCCAGGUUGUGCAUAUGCAUGAGACAGAUGAAUUUUUAUUUCGAGAGGAUCGAAGAAACAGAAUCAGUCAGGCCAAAGGCAUAGAGGCUGGUAACCAAAAGGGUACAAUCCGUCAAGUUCCAAAAGAGGGUACUUCUUCCAAAGCUGGAGGAUCAAAAACACAACGAUGACUAGAUGGAGUGAGAAGAUACAAAGAAAAUAGUUUGAAGAUGCGCAUGAUUUCAGGCAUGAUAUUAGCCUUGGUUUUGAUGAUUUGAUCGUCUGCCUACAUUCUCUUUAGUCACUAGAAAUCUUUAAGAAACAAGAAAGCUUUCAGGAUUAGAAUUCUUUGUUAUAGCCACUGCAUGAGCACCGUCCAAGUCCUGUUACAUUGCUAUUGGGGAAGAUGAUUUUUCUCUCAAAUAUUGAAAGUUUAUUAUAGUAAAGAAGGCUACAUGAUACUGUAUGGCCAGGAAGUUGUGUUGAUGCGAAAGGAAUGGGAAAGGUAAUGUCAUUAUUAUCCAUAAGAUUUAGGUGGAAGUUCAGUGGGCUGAGAUGUAAGAGAGCAUUUGUUUUCUUAGAAGGAUUGGUUCAGCUGAGCACACACCAUUUGUAAAGUUGUAGGAUUCUUUUCGAGAUUUCUUUAUUAUCGAGAACUUUUUAGGCUUGAGCAUUCUAUCAAUCAAUUGUAGAAGAUAUAUUCAAGGUUUGUUCUUUACCUUUUUAAUAAUUAUUUAAAAGCAGCUACAUUUUUAAACUACA
Cryptomeria japonica (Japanese cedar) is the source of this 3073-nucleotide messenger RNA. Its product is annotated as probable receptor-like protein kinase At2g42960. Gene Ontology annotation, molecular function: ATP binding; protein kinase activity. Bases 994 to 2502 code for a protein of 502 amino acids. Gene Ontology annotation, biological process: protein phosphorylation. The record is from RefSeq and is a predicted model, not a curated record. NCBI's taxonomy places the organism in Eukaryota, Viridiplantae, Streptophyta, Pinopsida, Cupressales, Cupressaceae. The transcript has 9 exons.